This is a messenger RNA of Capsella rubella, 849 nucleotides long. RefSeq lists its product as uncharacterized. The record is from RefSeq and is a predicted model, not a curated record. Bases 1 to 840 code for a protein of 279 amino acids. The transcript has 7 exons. NCBI's taxonomy places the organism in Eukaryota, Viridiplantae, Streptophyta, Magnoliopsida, Brassicales, Brassicaceae.
AUGUCGUUGUUACUAAAUCUUGACGAUGGUACUUUGUUGCUGUCUGGUCCCGAUAUUGAGAAGAUCUUUAAAAGCUUUCAUCAUCUAGCUUCUCUCGAUCCGACCAUUACUGGUUGGUAUGUUCGUCUGAAAGUAGUGCGUUGUUUCAGGCGUCCACUACCUGCUGCCCAGAAGAUAUUGGGCCUAAUCCUAUCUAAUGAACAUGGGAUGAUGAUAGAGGCGGUAAUUGGCAAGAAAUUUUCUGCUUAUUACGAUGUUGUUCUUGAACAAGGUGAUUGGGUGACAAUCAUGAAUUUUGGUGUUAUUUUGAACUCUGAACUCAUCAGAGCGACUGACCACAAGUUUAAAACCGUCUUCCUCGAAAGCACUGUUUUAAGACCAGCACUCGGUAUUCCUGCCAAUCCGGUUAGCUCCUUAGUCUCUUUCUCUGAUAUUAUGGUUGAUAAAGUGGAUACUUCCGUCUUGGUUGGUGUUGUUGGUGCUAUUCACGAAGUAGGUGACUUAGAGAACGUCUCCCGUAACCGUCAUAAUAUUGAUGGUCUUCGUCUCACUUUUAAAUUGAAAGACAGAGACGGUCUACUUUUGGAAUGUGUGGCCACGCAAUGUGAGGCACUUGAUUUCGAACGUAACUAUCGUCAGUAUACUGGUGUUGUUGUCGUUGCUGUACUUGGUUGGUGGAAGGUUGAUCGAUUUUUCGAUGGCCCCAGAAACCUCAGGCUCUGUACACAUGGACCAGUCUCUACUGUCUUUCCAGACCCCAACAUACUUGAGGCACUAGAAAUCGAAGAAAUGGUUGCAAGGAAUGUUGAGAAUGGAGGCAUGAAUGCAACUACUGUCUAGAUAUGUGGU